This is a messenger RNA of Histoplasma mississippiense, 399 nucleotides long. RefSeq lists its product with no specific name. The transcript has 2 exons. NCBI's taxonomy places the organism in Eukaryota, Fungi, Ascomycota, Eurotiomycetes, Onygenales, Ajellomycetaceae. The record is from RefSeq and is a predicted model, not a curated record. Bases 1 to 399 code for a protein of 132 amino acids.
AUGUCCAAAGCUACAAACCCAAACAGCACCGAAUCUUGUCCCGCCUCUUCCCAUCCUCCUCCUCCAAACAGUCCUACCCAUGGAGCGGGCAAGGGUCGAGCUCUUACUGGCUUAGCGAACGAGUCCACCGGAGCUACGAAAGCGAAAGAACCCUUUGUUAUUCGACUAUCCCAUGUUGAUAUAGGGUCACGGUUGCUGCGCAACGAACUGGCAGAAAUUGAUCCAGAGCUAGAUAAAUCACGGAUUGAGCGGGACACUCUGUCCAACAACCUGGCAAAACUCAAAGCCCACAGCCGCAGCAAAACUGACAUGCCACCUGAGGCGCGAAAUGAACUAGAGGAUCUUAUCGAGGUCCUUACACCCGUGCUUAUGGACGGCUUAAUGAAGCCGUUUCGAUGA